AUGGCUGCUGCUAGUGGCAAGUUUCACUGGGAAGAAACAUUGACAGGGUUCAAAUGGCUAGGAAACAGAUCUCGCGAGUUGCAACAGCAAGGCUACGAUGCGUUGUUUGCUUAUGAAGAAGCCAUCGGAUACAUGUUCAGCGAAGUGGUGUUUGACAAAGAUGGCGUUGCCGCAGCCGCAUACAACGAGCUCUGCAAACAAUAUGGCUACUUUGAAGACGCCAACACAUAUGUCAUCUCACCGUCCUCGGACAUCACCAACGCAGUCUUUGAACAAAUACGAAGAACAAAGCCUACGAAUGUUGGAAGCCGUGGUAUUCUUCGUUGGCGCGACUUGACCAUCGGAUAUGAGUCUGCAACACCCGACCAAAAACCAACGUUGCCGAUUGAUAAGAGCUCGCAGAUGAUUAGCUGUGAGUUGGAGGGCAACNAACCCAAGAUCAAGUUUUACAUCGAAGGCAGUGCAAGCACAUCACAAGAAGCAAAGGCAUCAGCUCAGGAGGUCCUCGAGGAUUUGAUGAAGGAAUGGUUCAAGCCCGAAGUGAACAAUCUGAAAAGAGAGUAG
Aureobasidium vineae is the source of this 564-nucleotide messenger RNA. NCBI's taxonomy places the organism in Eukaryota, Fungi, Ascomycota, Dothideomycetes, Dothideales, Saccotheciaceae. The record is from the annotation of a GenBank genome assembly.